Ostrea edulis (European flat oyster) is the source of this 1754-nucleotide messenger RNA. RefSeq lists its product as uncharacterized. The coding region runs from base 860 to 1405 and encodes 181 amino acids. Lineage: Eukaryota; Metazoa; Mollusca; Bivalvia; Ostreida; Ostreidae. Gene Ontology annotation, molecular function: heme binding; oxygen binding. The transcript has 3 exons. The record is from RefSeq and is a predicted model, not a curated record.
AUUUUGAUUUUAGAUUUAGUUUCAUUCAUUUAUAUGAAUAUAUUUUAUUAUAUAUAGGAAAUUACAAGACUGAAGUACUUUAAAGUACAUGCACUUUGGUAAGAGGGUUGUUCGCCUUGUUUCCCGGUUCAAUUACCUCACUCGUCACCAGGAAAGGGUUACACUAGGCACCUGCCAAACUUUUAGGAAAGUACAUAAAAUGAAAUGAAAUAUUGAGGCAUUUAUCAACUGAUUAAAGCAGACUAAAUGUGUUGAUAUCAUGCUGGUGUGCAAAUAUUGAAGUGCUGUUCUGUUUCUCCUAUAUCUAAAAUUCGGAGCUGUCUGAAACCAGGAGCAUUUAAAUCGCCAAAUAUAUAUAUAUACCUGUAAAUGUUUGGCAAUAUUUUCGUUUAAAGCCUGAAUUUACAUAUUGAACCGUAACAAUGCAUAUAUACUGAAAGGAUUAAAUGAGGCACAGAUUUGGUUGAAAAGAACUUAUUACGGGAUUACGGACUGAUAUUGGUCAUUAAAAAUCUUGUCUGUCAUAGAAGUCAGCGGAACACAAAAACGAGAAAGUGUUACCGGUGUAAAAAAAAAAAAAAAUAAUAAGUGUUUCAAGAGGAACUGUACGCAGUGUAACGAAAAAUUUCAACAACAAAAUAAUUCAGGGAGACUUGGCAAGGUUACACCGAGUAUUUGCUUAUUCCACGAGAUUAAUGAGUGUGCAUGCAUUAAGGGGGCGUCGUUCUAUCGUAUUUUUGCACGAAAAAAGCCUCUUUUCGGUUGAUACGUUCGGAAAGUCACAGCUCUCUUAGUUUACAGUUCCGUGUGGCAUCCCUCAAUGGAAUAAAAAAAAAAAACAACUGAUAACGUGACUAAAAUGGGUAAUCUGAAAUCUAAAUUUAAACGCUCCAAGGGCAAAUCCAAGUUAUCAGCUGAUCUUCCCGAAUCCUCGUCCACUCAGAAAGUUGUGGAUCCGCGCUUACCAUUUUCAAAUUACCGACAGAUCUUUAACAUUCGCAAUGGAUGGAAACCCGUGUCUCGUAAGAUGGCGGAUACUGCUAAAGAAACCCUCAUCAGAUUUUUGGAAAAGUACCCCGAAUAUAAAGCAAAAUACCCCAUGAUAGCAGGACUAAAAACGGAGGAGGAGAUGAGGGAGAGCUUUGAGUUUGAAACCUACGCUCUGCAAAUUUUUGGAAUGUUUGACGAUGUCAUAGAGAAUUUAGAAAACGUGGACGCCGCACUCGAUGAAAUCGAGCGCACCGGAAAACAACUCACUUUACAGCUAAUAACGGACCUAGAGGAAUCCUUUAUGAACUCCGUACGUCUGCUUCUAGAUGAACGAUUUACAGAGACAUUACAGGAAAAUUACCGCCUCCUGUACGGAUUCGUCAAGUCCAAUAUACCACAAGAUGGCGUCAAAUAACAUAGAAGUACAUAGUGCAGGGACAUUGUUAUUUAACUCGGUACUCCACGGUACUACGUGUCGUAUAUUCUUCACGAGUAUACUAGUAUUAUACGUUAAAAGCUGUUCUUUGAUUGAAAUGUUUUAUUUAUUUGAAGCACUUCUACACAAACGUCUCCCUAGGUAUUGAAUACAGACUGUUUCAUGUUGAAUGCAAGAACACAUGAUGGAACCAUAGUACAUGUAAUUGUUUUGAGAGAACAUGUGACCAAUUUACGAUACAAUGUAGAUGUAAACACAUCAUUGUGAAUUUGUUGGUGCAUUUCAUAGUUUUAAAAGCAAAUAAAAUAAAUCAUAAUGCAAAUUCCAA